Messenger RNA from Rosa chinensis, 2951 nucleotides. RefSeq names its product probable potassium transporter 13. Gene Ontology annotation, molecular function: potassium ion transmembrane transporter activity. Lineage: Eukaryota; Viridiplantae; Streptophyta; Magnoliopsida; Rosales; Rosaceae. Gene Ontology annotation, cellular component: membrane. The coding region runs from base 328 to 2544 and encodes 738 amino acids. The transcript is spliced from 10 exons. Gene Ontology annotation, biological process: potassium ion transmembrane transport. The record is from RefSeq and is a predicted model, not a curated record.
CACCUAGGCCACCAUUCUCAGGACUAUUCUAGUCCCAUCUUGACACGUUGUGUUGCUUCAAAGCUUGCAGUCUUUAACUGCUUUCCUUCUCUUCCCUCCUUCAUUCUCUCUUUCAGUUUCUCUGUUUUUUUUACCAUAACUGGCUUCAUCCAUAAAGAAAACUCCGAGUGAAACACAACUGGAGAUCUUUGAUUCCUUUUGGGUCCUCUCCCAUUUCACCAUUUGGCAAAAGCCCAGUUUAGAACAUAGUACAUAGUACAUAGUACACAGUUCUAGAGUGGUACAAACUACAAACUCUUAGCAUUGAUUGAGCUUUUUGGGUCCCAAAUGGCAAGACAAAUGGACCCAGAAUCUGCUUCUGUUUCCGGCGGUUUACGUAUGAAUUUCUACGCGACCACUCUCUGCCUUGCUUAUCAGAGUCUUGGUAUUGUUUAUGGGGAUCUUAGUAUAUCCCCCAUAUAUGUAUACAAAAGUGCAUUCUCAGGUGGUAUGCAACUUUAUGAGGAGGAUCUUGAGAUUCUUGGGGUACUUUCCAUGGUUUUUUGGACUUUGACUCUUAUUCCUCUCUGCAAAUACAUUUUAUUUGUGUUAGCAGCAGAUGACAAUGGCGAAGGUGGAACGUUUGCUUUGUAUUCAUCACUAUGCCGACACUCAAGGAUGGGUCUUUUGAACACAGUUGAUCCUGCUCAUGAGCGUGUAUCUUCUUGCAGAUCUGAAACGUCUAAGGAUACAAGAAUGAGCUUACUCAUAAAAGAGUUUUUUGAGAAGCAUAAGAGUUCUCGAAUAGUAUUGGUGCUUGUAGUUUUUCUAGGGAUCGGCAUGGUAAUCGGUGAUGGUAUCCUCACUCCAACAAUGUCUGUUCUUUCUGCAGUCAAUGGAAUUAAAGUCGAAGUCCCAGACUUACAUGAGAAUUAUACUGUGCUCAUAGCUUGCACCAUCUUGGUUAGCCUUUUUGCUCUUCAGCAUUAUGGGACACACAGAGUUGGGUUUCUUUUUGCUCCAAUCAUGACAGCAUGGUUGCUAUGCAUUAGUGGGGUGGGCAUUUACAAUAUAUUUCGUUGGAACCCUGGUGUUAUAUGUGCUCUGUCGCCACACUAUAUUUACAAGUUCUUUGAAAAAACUGGAAGAGCUGGGUGGAGUUCCCUUGGAGGCAUUGUUCUUUGUCUCACAGGUACAGAAGCAAUGUUUGCUGAUCUUGGCCAUUUUUCCAAACUCUCUAUCAGGGUUGCAUUUUCAGGGCUUGUUUAUCCGUGCUUAGUUCUGGCAUACAUGGGAGAAGCUGCUUAUCUCUCCAAGCACAGAAUGGAUCUCCAUAGAAGCUUUUUCAAGGCCAUCCCUGAGGAUGUAUUUUGGCCGGUAUUCAUUAUUGCUACUCUUGCUUCUGUGGUGGGAAGUCAAGCAAUAAUUUCAGCUACCUUCUCAAUAGUCAGUCAGUGCAGGGGACUGCGCUGCUUCCCACGCGUGAGGAUAGAACAUACGUCAAAUCAGAUACAUGGGCAGAUAUACAUUCCUGAGGUCAAUUGGAUUUUGAUGGUAUUGUGUCUUGCUGUUGUCAUUGGAUUUCGAGACACUAAUAUGAUUGGCAACGCAUAUGGGCUUGCUGCAGUGACAGUAAUGUUCAUCACAACCUGCUUGAUGUUUUUUAUUAUUAGUACUGUUUGGAAGAAAAAUGUUCUGUUGGCAUUCUUGUUCGUCGUAAUCUUUGGAUCUCUUGAGCUACUCUAUAUUUCUGCAUGCCUCAGUAAAGUACAUAAAGGAGGCUGGCUUCCCCUUUUAUUUGCUGUUGUAAUCUUGUCUUUGAUGUCUAUAUGGAAUUACGGGACUGUAAAGAAAGAUGCAUUUGAGCUACAGAACAAGGUAUCCUUGGAUAGGCUGCUAAGCUCUGGGCUAAGCCUAGGUAUCAAAAGGGUCCCUGGAAUCUGCCUAGUUUACUCUAACGUUGCCUCUGGUGUCCCUCCAAUGUUUGCACAUUUUGUCACAAACUUCCCAGCAUUUCAUCAUACUCUCAUAUUUGUGACCCUUAAGUCUUUGAUGGUACCGAAAGUUCCAGUGGAUGAGCGUUUUGUUAUUAACCGGAUUGGCCCUCCAGAAUUGCUUAUCUUUCGGUGUAUUGUAAGGUAUGGAUACAAGGAUGUAAGAGAUUGCUACAAAUUUGAAACUCAACUGAUUGAAGAGGUGGCAGAGUUCCUGAAACAGGAGGCCCAUAGUAAAGAGAUGGCAGUCAGAGGGCAGUCACCGAACUUUAUGUUUGCUGCUGUGGGAAAUGAGGUUAGUAUUGCCAGUUCUGAGCAGUGGAGAAACGAGAUUAAGGGUGGCAGUGUCGAGUGUCAGAAGGUGAACGAACUCAAGGAGGCUAGGGAAGCUGGUGUCGCAUACAUGAUGGGAAAUACUCAUGUUGUGGCGAGUGACCUAUCGCCUUUCCUGAAGAAGUUUGCAAUUGACAUUGUCUACGGUUUUCUAAGACGGAAUUGCAGGCGUCCAGCAAUCGCCCUUCAGAUUCCUCAUACCUCACUGAUCGAAGUGGGAAUGCUUUAUCAGGUGUAACUUUAGCAUGGAGUAAAUACCCUCAGAGGCAAGUAAGGAGCUAGUUGAUAAAGAAAAGCUUUUCCUUCCUUUACCAAAGCUUUUACUUGAUGAAGGAAUUAGACCGAGGAAAAUAAGUUUAGCUACGUACAUGGUGCAGAUUGUAGUUGAUAAUAGGAAACCUAGAAUAGGCAACACUAACAACCGCCACUUCUAUGUGCUCCGUAGUCCAUGAGAUAUAAUAAACAAGAACAGUUCUCUUUUUUCACCCUUUUUCUCCAUUUUUCCCACUAAUCUGGUAUAUGAGUUCUGAAGCCCCUUCCAAUCUUACAUGUAAUUAUGCAACACCAAGUCACUAACACUAGUUUGUCUAUGUGAUGAUCUUUUUUGGGCAUCUCGGUUCAUAUUUUUUUUGAACCAUCACUUAA